AUGCCCAGCCCAUUUGCGAUCUACAAGUCGCCUAACUCGGAGCCUCGCGAGUUUCGCGUGGAUCCUGCGCGAGACCGCUACAACACUACCAACGGAACCACAACUGGGCCCAGCGCUUAUGUGUUGCAAGCUGGCCAGGUUGACAGGGACAAACCCUCAGAACCCAAAUGCAAUGAACAAGGAGAGUUCACAGAGCUGAGCAUUCUUCGCAUGGCGCUGACAGGGCUCCAAGACGACAUCAACGAGUAUUUGACACAGCAGAUGGAGGUUGCUAAGAACAAAAAACUGAAGCAAGACGACGAGCAGCGGAUAAGUGGUGAGAUUAACAAGCUACUUGAUGGAGGCGAUGAUGACGAUGACGAUGACGAUGACCAAGGUAGCUCUAGCAAAAAAGCGUGA
Lachancea thermotolerans CBS 6340 is the source of this 399-nucleotide messenger RNA. It is a transcript of the gene GON7, whose product is annotated as chromatin DNA-binding EKC/KEOPS complex subunit GON7. Lineage: Eukaryota; Fungi; Ascomycota; Saccharomycetes; Saccharomycetales; Saccharomycetaceae. The transcript has a single exon. The coding region runs from base 1 to 399 and encodes 132 amino acids. The record is from RefSeq and is a predicted model, not a curated record.